Messenger RNA from Talaromyces amestolkiae, 1437 nucleotides. RefSeq lists its product as uncharacterized. The transcript is spliced from 3 exons. The record is from RefSeq and is a predicted model, not a curated record. NCBI's taxonomy places the organism in Eukaryota, Fungi, Ascomycota, Eurotiomycetes, Eurotiales, Trichocomaceae. The coding region runs from base 1 to 1437 and encodes 478 amino acids.
AUGGAAUCCAGCCCAAUUGGUACUCAGCCAGAGACUCCAGAGGUUACCAUGCUCUCAUAUUCCUUUUCACAGCAAUUAAUUCCUGGUGCCACGGGGAUCAAUGACUCAGCUGCCAUGUUCCACUCACUAUCUGACAUCCAAGCUGCCGGUGGCCUUGGUGAACACACCGAAAUGGACUACUCACACCCCCACCACUUUGCUCAGGCUUUUGCUUCUUCCUUGUUUGAGUACAACUACGAAAAUGACGAGGCUACUCAGAGGUGUAUGCAUGAUGAUUCUGCAUCUUUGGGUCACAACUCGCCCCAUGAAGAUGGCCAAUUGUUUUCCACACAGGACACGUGGAAUUUGACCUUGGAUACUACGAAUCUUGUUGGAGCCCAGUACGACCAGAUCUCGCACAUCUACUCACCACCCGUUUCCCCUCCUCUCACCGAGGCCAGCCAGGUUUCUGUAACUUCUGCAUGCUCUCAGCCAGCUUACUACCAAGUCAAUGAGGAGAAGAUCAACAUCCAGGACUCUUUCCAUCCCAUGUCACCUCCUUUGAAUGACCAGGACCCAAACAGACCUACGAAACAAAGUCAGCGACCAUUGCUGUCGGCGUCUUCUACUCGACCUACCAGGAAGUCCGAUCCAGAAGCCUAUGCCUUGCCAAUUGGAGAAUCUGUUCCAGGAGCCAAGGAUAAGACUGAAGUCAGAACACCUCGGGAUCACCCUUAUUACUCAUUGUCGACCCAAAGCGAUGGAAAAUACUACUGCCCUUUUGCCACUGGAGAGAACCCUUGCAACCAUACACCGACCACCCAGAAGUGUGCUUACCACAAAUACUUGGACUCCCACUUGAAGCCAUAUAGAUGUAAGGUGGCUACUUGUGCUGCUCAGAAUCUGCACUUUUCUUCCAACGCUUGCCUCUUCCGUCAUGAACGUGAAGCCCAUGGAUUCCACGGCCACGGAGACAACCCACACCUUUGUUUCUACCCAGGAUGCGAGCGAGCCGUUCCGGGAUAUGGAUUUCCCCGCCGCUGGAACCUUUUUGACCAUAUGAAGCGGGUACACGAUUACACUGGAUCCGAACAGCCUAGUUCCCCCGAGUCCAAUGCCGUUGGCCAGGUCCUCAAGAAGAAAGACUCCGCCGGUGUGCGCAAGAGAAAGGUCACCAAGCCCGUUUCCGCAACUACCAUGAAGAGGACCAAGUCGGCUUCUUCCCAGAGCAACGCUGUAAAAGUCAACCCUGCCCAGCACGAACAGCGCCUACGAAAUGCGGAGCAGAACUACUACGACUGCCGCACUAGACUGCUGGAGAAGCUUGCCAGCAUCAAACCCGAAGACACAGUCAUGCAUGAGAAGGCCAACGCUAGUCUCCAGGAACUCAUCACUCUCGGCUUGAAUUACCGCCAGCUCGAGGCCAGCUCCGCUGCUACUACAUUCUCCAACGUCUGA